Molecule: messenger RNA, 1153 nt
Organism: Eutrema salsugineum
Lineage: Eukaryota; Viridiplantae; Streptophyta; Magnoliopsida; Brassicales; Brassicaceae
Product: splicing factor U2af small subunit A
Exons: 2
Coding region: 195-1121 (308 amino acids)
Biological process (GO): mRNA splicing, via spliceosome
Cellular component (GO): U2AF complex; spliceosomal complex
Molecular function (GO): metal ion binding; pre-mRNA 3'-splice site binding
Source: RefSeq, a predicted model, not a curated record
UCAGAAAUUAGUCUCUCUCCUCUCUCUCUCUCUCUCUCUCUCUCUCCCCAACUCGCGAACAAAGCAAACCCUAGAUCAUCAAUCCGACGGAGACGGCAGCUCCUCGUCGGCAAUAUCUUCAACCGGCGGCGGCUACUCUCUCACAGAUCUCUCAGUCUCAUCCAUCUCUGUAACAUUUUGGUGGGAAUCCUGCCAUGGCGGAGCAUUUGGCUUCAAUUUUUGGUACGGAGAAGGACAGAGUGAACUGCCCAUUCUACUUCAAGAUUGGCGCUUGCCGUCACGGUGACCGGUGCUCUCGUCUCCACAACCGUCCCACCAUCUCCCCAACACUCCUCCUCUCCAACAUGUACCAAAGGCCUGACAUGAUAACCCCUGGUGUCGAUGCUCAGGGCCAACCUCUCGACCCGCGCAAGAUCCAAGAGCAUUUUGAGGAUUUCUUCGAGGAUCUCUUUGAGGAGCUGGGAAAGUUUGGAGAGAUAGAAAGCCUCAACAUUUGUGACAACCUUGCUGACCACAUGAUUGGCAAUGUAUAUGUUCAGUUCAAGGAAGAGGAUCAGGCUGCAGCUGCUUUGCAGGCUCUGCAAGGUAGGUUCUAUUCGGGACGUCCCAUCAUUGCGGAUUUCUCUCCUGUUACGGAUUUCCGCGAAGCUACGUGUCGGCAGUAUGAAGAAAAUAACUGUAACCGUGGUGGGUACUGUAAUUUCAUGCACGUGAAGCUUGUUUCGAGGGAGCUGAGGAGAAAACUCUUUGGGAGGUAUCGGAGGUCAUACCGCAGGGGAAGCAGGAGCAGGAGCAGGAGUAUAAGCCCCAGGCACAAGAGAGAGCACGACAGGCGUGAUCCUUCUCACAGGGAGUUCAGUCACCGGGACAGAGAUCGUGAGUUUUACCGUCAUGGAAGUGGGAAAAGGAGCAGUGAGAGGUCGGAGAGAGGAGACAGGGAAGGUUCAAGAGGAGACAGGGAAGGUUCAAGAGGAGACAGGGAAGGUUCAAGGAGGAGACAUGGGUCCAGCCCUAAACGAGGAGGGAGCCCUGGUGGUGGGAGAGAAGGAAGCGAGGAGAGGAGGGCAAGGAUUGAGCAAUGGAACAGAGAACGGGAGGAGAAAGAAGCGGGAGGAGCAUAAAAAAAAAGGUUGUUUACGAAAAUCAUGACUGC